CUGGGUAACAUCUGUGAACUAACUGUACUAAUUGUCUCUUAUUUUAUUAUCAAUAAAGAAUUUAUAAAGCAAACUUAAAAAUAAGUAUGAACUAAAAAAAUGCCAACUUUUGCCAAAAAUGCAGAGAGGAAUGCUUAUAAAAGCAGUCUUUUGGACAAGAAUAAAUCUAAUAAGCUGGCUUAUAAUAAGCUUUUUUCAUACUCAAAUCAUGCUAUAUUUUUUCUCGUCCUAUAUAGAUUUGUAGGUAAAGCAACAACAAUCACACCUGACCUAGUCCUGGGAAGACAGAACAUGGCCUCUUUCAAAGAUCAUGAGUGCUUUCUUCCAGCUUUUCUGCACUCACUGGGACUUGCAGAGUAUUAUCCAAACAAACUUUCUCUUAGAUCCUUGCAGGAGCUCAACAAAGAGAGUCUGUCUGAUGCAGCAGAGGUUGAAUCACUGGAAGCAAAACCAUGGGCUUUUCUAAGGAAUCUACUGAUGUCUAACACAAAGUCAAGGACUUUAGACUGUACCUUUGAAGAUGAGGAAACAGAAGAUACAGAUUCUGAGAGUGACACAAACAGUUCUAAUAUCUUGGAUCUCAUUGUUGCUCUCUUUGUCUGUGCAGACAGUUUCCUCCAGCAGGAAAUGACCCUUAAAAUGUCUCUGUGCCAGUUUGCAGUGCCCUUUCUGUUACCCAGUGAUACACAGAACCAGUGCACUCUUAUGUUGUGGGCACUGAGAGGUAUCAUGAAAGAGUGGCGUCCCCAUUCGCUGUCUGAAGAUAAAGGGUUUGUUGAAGAGAAUGUAGUUUCUGCGCAAAUACCUCUGGUAUCAUUUGUAAGAUUAAGAAACUGUAGCUUGUCAAAGUCUCAAGUUAUGAAUCACUUGCUUAGUAAGUCCCAACAGCACCACGAUUUCUUUUGCCACAGAGAUAUGAACGGAGGAAGUUGCCCCAGGAAGAUUGCUAAUGGUAUGGUUGAAAUGUGCUGGUAUCUUCCCUGUGGAAACAUGAGCAUUGAUCUUUUCCCUGAUGCAGUGGCUUUUGCUAAUCUGAGAGGAGAUGUUUGUGCUUUUGAAACACAGUUUGCUUUUCUUGCAAAAGUGUCACAUGCAAUUUUUGUGUUUCUGGACAAAUUUGAAGAGAAUGAGCAAAAGAUGUUUGUCACUUCACAGAAAAUGAAUUCAAAACUAUUCUUUGUUGCAAAUUUUCAAAGAGACUCAAAUCCAGAUGCAAAGUCUUCUGUUGAAGCAGUAAUUGCUGAUCUGAACUUAAACAGAGAAAAUCUAAUUCGGAAAAGUCAGAAGGUGAACAUGGCAAGGCUUGUAGACAAGAUCUGUUCAACCAUUAAGAAGUCUCUCAGUGAGCACUCUGCAUCACAACACAUUGAGUCCAUGGCAAAGAUUGCUCCUGAAUUAGGAAUAUCUGUGGAUGAACUUACCUGCAAACCCUCUCUGUCAGCAGAAGAAGCAGCACAGAGGAUUGUGAAAGGAAUUGGAGUUCAUAAAAUUCAGGUAUACAAGAAAAAACAGCUGCCACUUCAGGGUGAAAACUGGGAAAAAAUAUCUAAGUUAGAAAAAGAGAAAUGCAGAUUAAUCACUGCGGGAAAUUCAAAGCUGGAGGAAUACAAAGAACAACUUCAACAAGACAAAGAACGCAUUCUGAAGACACAAAGUCAGUACAAGCUCACAGAAGCAAUGUCAGAGUUCUUAAAGGCCAUGAUUUCUAAAGACUACACUGAGAGAGCCUUUUUUCUCAAAUGGAUGGGACACAAGCUGUAUAUGGUGUCAAGAGAAGACCUGUCAUCUCUUCAACAAGAUUUAAAUGAAAAAUGCCAGUUAAAAGACAGUGAAUCCAUCGCCAAAAUAGACCAGAAACUUCUGGAUUGUUCUCUUGGCUUAGAACAUUACAUGAGGGAGAUGGGACAUAUUUAUGAGGCCUCACUUGGUUCAGGAAACAAAAUGCAUGAACUUCCCACUCUAGCUGCUGAACUGCUUCAUGCAGGGUUUCCUCUAGAGCUCCUUGAUGGAGAUGCAUCCAACAUCCCUGAGAAAUGGAUAAAUGAUGUUCUGAUGGAGCUUCACGAGAUGGUUGGACAGAAGAGUCGCCUACUGGUCCUGACAGUGUUAGGAGUUCAAAGCACAGGUAAAUCAACACUGCUCAACACUAUGUUUGGAGUUCAGUUUGCAGUUAGCAGUGGUCGAUGCACACGAGGGGCAUACAUGCUCUUGCUUCCAGUGGGAGAGGACCUCAGGACAGAGCUGUCAUGUGACUUUAUCUUGUUAAUUGAUACAGAGGGUCUGAAAUCACCGGAUCUGGCCCAACUGGAUAACAGUUAUGAACAUGACAAUGAACUAGCCACAUUUGUGAUUGGCCUGAGUGAUGUAACCAUCAUCAACGUUGCAAUGGAGAAUUUCAAUGAGAUGAAAGACAUUAUACAGAUAGUAGUGCAUGCUUUUUUACGGAUGAGUCACAUUGGUAAAAAACCAAUCUGUCACUUUGUUCACCAAAAUGUUGCUGGUGUCUCAGCACACAACAAAUUAAGUGCAGACAGAGAACAUCUCCUAGAUCACUUAAAUGAAAUGACAGAAAUGGCAGCUACAAUGGAGAAGAAAACAAAUAUCAGCAAAUUCACUGAGAUUUUGGAUUAUGACCUGGAUCUGAAUAACUGGUAUAUACCAGGUUUAUGGCACGGCACUCCACCAAUGGCAUCUGUUAACACAGGCUACAGUGCUGAGGUUUUUGACUUCAAGAAAAAGAUGAUAAACCAUCUGAAAGAAAGAAAUGGGGACGCAUUCUUUGACAUCCCACAGUUCCUGGAGUGGAUGAGCAGCAUGUGGAGGGCUGUAAAGUUUGAGAAUUUCAUUUUUAGCUUCCAAAACCCCCUUGUUGCCCAGGCCUAUGACAAUCUUUCCAAAGAGUUUUCAGAAUGGGAGUGGUCUUUUAAACGACACAUCUACAGUUGGCUUGACAGUGCAACAGUACAAAUAUCAAACACAGAAAUCAGCUGCCCAGAAACACUGGAAGCGGUUGUUGCAACCCUUCAACAGGAUGCACAGAAAGAGAUUUCCUCCCAGGAGAAGCAAAUGCAGGAAAAAUUGGAACUAUACUACAAAAGGAAAGACCAACAUGUGAACUUGGUGGAGAGGUACAAAACUGACUUCAUAAGGAGCAUCAACAGCGUUCGGGUUGAAGUAAAACAUUUGGUGAUUAACCAAUUGGAUGCUGCCCAUCAGCUAAGAAAAAACAUAGCAAAAGUGGAAGAUCUUCAUAGACAACAAACUAUUAUAAUAGAGAACAAAGUCUUGGAGAUGCUGAAAACUUUCAAAGAUAGAAAACAUGAACUGUCUGAUAAGGAGCUUGAGGCUGGCUUUGAGAGCAUGUGGAACAAAACCUUAGUGAACAUCUCAGGCUUAAAAGAGAGGGACAUUCCUUCUGAUAUAUUAAAACAAUUAUGGCAAAAUUUUGGCAAUGCUCCAGUCACUGAACUAAUGAAGGAUGUUAAAGAUUUAACAAACUAUGGAUGUGAUGAAUUCGUGGUUGAUGCAAGACAUUUCGAAACACGUAACAAAAUUAAAGACAAAAUUGUUUAUUUUUUUAUUAAACCAAAUGUGAAAAGAGCAGCAAACAGUGCGAUUCAGAAUUGCACUACAAUGAUUGAAGAAUUUGCAGCAUCCAAAAGUGAUUACCACAGUCUUUUAACUAAACAACUUAUUGAGAAAAUUGAUAAUUAUAUCCAAACAGUAAAUUCCAAAACCAACAGGGCAUUUGAGGUUGACCUGAAGCUUCACAUUUGUGGCAUUGCAUCUAGGAAAUUCCUUGAGAUGCACAGAAGGUUCCUUGCUGAAAAAGAUCCCCUAAAACAUUUGGAGGCACUGAAGAGUCAGUUUCUAUCUGAAUUUAUUGAUUUGUACAGGAGUAAAGAUCGGUGUCAGAGGAAAGCUCGAAACUUCACCCAGUUCUGCCUAAAACCAGCCAUGACGAAGUAUAUCAACCAAUCCAUUGGAAUUGAUAUAGUUGAUGCAAUUUUAAACAGCAAUCAUUCAACUGAGUAUAGCUCACGUUCUUACUUUCAGUACAACAUCCUGAAGGAGCUUCUGGAAAAAGAGAAAUUCUGUGGAUUUUUAAAAUAUAUAGACAAUUAUGAAAACUUUGUCAAACAGUGGAUAAACAAGCAUGUCAUUCAGAGCUUUUCAAAAGACAUAUCUCUAUCCAAAUUAAAAAGAAAGAAGCUGGGAUUCAUAUUUGAAAAGAUUGAAGAAGCUGUGGAAGUUUCUCAGUAUGGAGAAGAUGGGAAUCCUUUGCCCAAUAAUGCUGAAAGCACCACAGUGUUGAUUCAGAAUCUUUGCAAAGCUCUCAGCAAAGUCAUCACGCUGCCCAUGGUUGCAGUGGACAGGAUCCAUUUUCAGAACACAAGUUUGUGCACUCCAUUCACCAACAAUCUCAAAGAGUGUUUGAAAGACUUAAAGAAGCAACUAGAAGAGGAGAUAGACAGAUCAUCUGAUAUCUCUGAAACACUGGAAUAUGUCACAGUCAAACCCCAUAAUGAGCUCUUCAGAAGAGUGUUUGGAUGUGGGAAGCAGUGUCCUUUCUGCAAAGUUCCAUGUGAAGCAGGAGGAAAAGACCAUAAGGACCAUCAUGCAGCUGUGCAUCGACCACAGGGACUCGGUUCAUAUAGAUCUUUUAUAACUAAUAUCCUUGGUGAGGAGAUUUGUACAUCCAGUGUACAUGGAAAUGGCCACUUUCUAAAUGAUGACACCAAUUAUGAAUUUCAUCCUUUCAAAGAUUACCGCACCUACUACCCAGACUGGCUCAUUCCACCAGACAGAACAGUAGAGGCCUCAGACUACUGGAAGUACGUGCUUGUGACGUACAAUGAGGAGUUUGCUGAAGAAUAUAAAGCAAAGCCUGCUGUAUAUCCCAGUGCAUGGAACAACAUUGAUAAAGCUCAGGCCCUUGAGGGCCUAAAAUUAGCCUUCAGAAUUAAAUGAAAAUGAUUUAAAAGUUGGCCAGAUAGUAGUACAGUACUUUUUUCAUUUACUUUUUUGGUUUGUGAUUAUAUUGAAUUAAUCAUUGAUUUAUUUAACCCUAUUUAAUCUUAAGUGAUUUAGCUAAUAAGGAAAUGUGUGUACAGAGUGAUAGAGACUGCACUGUAAGUACUGUUUAAGAACAUACAUAAGGCAUAGUGCAGAGAGUUAUGUUUUAUAUGAGUUUACUUUUUGUUUUUGUUAUGUGUACUAUGGUGAUAUAUGUAAAGGUAUUAACCAAAAAAAAUGUAUCAGAUAUGAACAACAUUAUGGAAUCAAUGCAAUAAGAUGUCUGUCAGGAAAACUAAAUAUGAAUCACAUUUUUUUUGGAGCGACAAAAUGAGAUGAGUCAUGUGAGUUAAUGCAAUACAAACACUAUAUAUUGUACUUUGUUAACUGAAUAAUAGUAAUGAUCUUUGGUAUUUGUCAUCAGUUUUCUUGUAAAUAACACUUGUCUACCGUGAUUGACAAUAAAUAUUUUUUAAAUCAGAAAAUAAAUCAUAUAAAGUGC
Molecule: messenger RNA, 5518 nt
Organism: Astyanax mexicanus (Mexican tetra)
Lineage: Eukaryota; Metazoa; Chordata; Actinopteri; Characiformes; Acestrorhamphidae
Product: up-regulator of cell proliferation-like
Exons: 2
Coding region: 100-4971 (1623 amino acids)
Molecular function (GO): GTP binding
Source: RefSeq, a predicted model, not a curated record